UUGGCGUCUGGUUGUGUGUGCGGUCGUUGUGUGGUAUCGUCUGUUUUGAUUUUCCCAGAUUUAAUUAACCGUAAUUAACGCGUAAUUAAUCCCAAAUGCGAUUAAGCAUGUCUCGAAGGUAAUACGGCGUCGGUUUAACCUAUAAAAAUUAAAUCGAUUCAACGUUGAAUCGCUUGGGUAAGUUUGAAUGUAGCUGGGGCCCCCCAAAGAUGUUUCGGUUUUUGAGUGGCCGAAAGGGCAAAAACGGGACGGACGGGAAGUCCAGUGGGAGAAAUCAGGGAAAACCCGUGAACAAGAACUUGAUCCAGUGUAAGGUGGUUUUACUGGACGGGACUGAUUUGAGUGUAGAACUUUCGAAAAAAGCAAAAGCCCGAGAUUUAUAUGAACAGGUCUUCUAUUCCCUAGACCUUAUCGAGAAAGACUACUUUGGCCUACAGUUCACCGAUGCCAAUCACGUAAAACAUUGGCUGGAUCCCACUAAAACCAUUAAAAAACAAAUCAAAAUUGGCCCCCCAUACACCAUAAGACUAAAAGUAAAGUUCUACUCCUCGGAACCCAAUAAUUUAAGGGAAGAAUUGACCCGAUAUCAAUUCUUUUUGCAACUGAAACAGGACAUUUUAGAGGGGAGACUCGAGUGUCCUCAGGAGACUGCCGUUAAAUUAGCUGCGUAUGCUUUACAAUCUGAAUUGGGCGAUUUCGAUGAAACCCAACACACCCCCGCGGCAAUUUCCGAAUUCCACUUUGUCCCGAACCAAACGGAGGAGAUGGAAAUCGAAAUCGUCGAAGAGUUUAAGAAAUUAAAAGGCCUAACCCCGGCCAAUGCCGAGCAAGCUUAUUUAAACGACGUUAAAUGGUUGGAAAUGUAUGGGGUCGAUAUGCAUACAGUAUUGGGCAAGGAUAGUAUGGAAUACAAGCUCGGCCUCACCCCUACAGGGAUCUUAGUGUUCGAGGAGCCGAACAUCAAAAUAGGUCUCUUCUUCUGGCCAAAAAUUAGCAAAUUGAACUUUAAAAAAAAGAAACUGACCCUCGUGGUGGUCGAGGACGACGACGACGGCAGGGAGCAGGAGCACACGUUCGUUUUCCGAUUGCACAACGAGAAGGCGUGCAAACAUUUGUGGAAGUGCGCGGUCGAGCAUCACGGAUUCUUUAGGUUACGGGCGCCGGUCAAGGGACCGUCCGCCCGUCAAAACUUCUUCAGGAUGGGCUCGAGGUUCCGGUACUCCGGUCGAACCGAGUACCAGAGCACGUACCAGAAUAGGGCGAGGAGAACGGUACAGUUGGAGAGGAAACCCAGUCAAAGGUACGGUCGAAGACAAAGCCACGUCCUACGAGAAAGACAAAAACAACAAUCGGCUCAACAAGGCAACGAACCAGAGAUGGCCUCAACAUCGAAACCUCCGGAACCCACUCAAACCUCGUCGAGCAGAUGCAGUCAACGAUCGAGCAGAUCGAACGCGACAGUAGACGAGCCGAUUUAUUAUCAAGUGAAAGACGACGUUACUAAGAGUCUUACGCCUACGCCGUCUACACCGACAAGACCAAGCUCGUUGGGUCUCAACGGCCAGAAUAGUUUCGGAAAAGGUUCGAUAGGUCAAGGAUCGUUUGGUAAAUCAUCCGUGUGUGGAGCAUACAGCCCGGCCUUAUCUACCAGCAGCAGCAUCCACAAGAACGACACCCUAAAACGGACCAAAUCGCCCUCAAUUCCCUCACCGAUCAGUCCGGUGUCUUCAAAUGCGGACAGUCAGCUCGACUUUUUGCUCAAAAGUCUUGCCAAGGAGUCCUUGAAUGUCGCCAGGGACGAAUCUAGGAAUAAACUGGAAGAAUCUGAGAACAGUAGCAGCGGUUCCAAAUCACUUCCGGCGGAAAUUCCUAAUAAUAUCGCGAAAAUCAUCGGGUCCGCUAAGCCCCUGCCGCCCGGACAGAUGAAAUGCAAUAUUUUAAAAGCUAAAAUGGAGGAGGAACUACAGAAUUCGAAGAUGACCAAUCAGAUGUUCGUGCAGGCCCCGAAAGACGAUGAGACAUCGUUAAAUGCCGCCACGUUCAUUUCUGUGGGAGGUGAUAAGCUGACCCUCACUGUAAGUGGACCCCCGAGCAUCGAACCGGUGAAAGAACCACCCGUGAAACGUUGUACCACUCCUAUUACGGUUACUUUCUUUGGGCAAGCAAUGAACGACGGAAAAUUAGAAAUCUGCCAAGUGGCAAACAAUACCGCGGCCGAGAAGCGAGAAAACGAGGAGAACAACCGCCUGAACCCGUUCGCCAAUUAUUUGAAAAGCGACGACGAGGAGGAGCAUCAACUGAAUCCGUUUAGCGGGUCCAACAGUAUCGUUUUCAAUAAAAAUAACCCGUUCAUGGAUAUCUCGGGUGAGGAAAACGAGUCCAAGAGCGACAAGGAUAGCGAGAAGAGUAAUAAUAGCCUGGAGUCUAUCCACGAGAGCGAGAAACCUCCGACGCCGAUGAGCCCGAAUUUGAGCAAAUUAUCUCCGUGGUUGGUAUCCCAGGAAAUCAUUUCGUCGCCGGUCACGAAAGUCAACACCACGGAAACCACGAUCAUCAGGAAGUCCGUUAUAACCACGCAACUUUAGUGAUAUUUCCUGUACUCUCUUUUACUUAAAUACAACUUCUUAAGGGCUUAUUUUAAAUUUGAGAUUAGUUAGUUAAUCAUAGUUAGUGCUUAUAAUAUCCGAGGGGAAACUUUGGGGCCCGAAUAAUUGGACAAUUGACAAGUUUGUUCAUUUGUCAUGUUUCUUUGAUUUUAUCGUAAAACCAACUGUUAAUAAGAAAAUAUAUCUUAUGGUUUCUUAGAGGUUAUGGGGUGCUUAAAGGUUUGAUUCCCCCAUCUACUUACGGGAUUACAUUCGAUAUUAAUGUGAUACCGCAACUCGAGUAUUUCCGAAUAGUGCGUCUCGUUUUAUCUGUAUAUUUUGACUAUUUUACAAAUUAUUAUUUUUAAGGUUUUAUUGUACUUACUGCGGUUAGUUUUAGGGAAUUUUAAUGUGCUAAAAUGAAAUAUUGUGCCUUUAAAUAAGACUAUAAUUAUGAAGAAAAAAAAAACAGGGUGUACCCAUAUUUACUGUAACUCUAAGGUUUAAGGGUUUAUUUAUUGAUAUACAAAGUGGGUCAAGAUUUUUUUAUUGAAAUGUUUUUUUUUUUAGGUAAGCAAGAAAUGUUUGUUUAGUGUCCUGCAAGCAAGAAAUAAUUGUUUCCGGAGAAUGCUAUUGAUAUGACUCGUUCUUACUUUCAAAGGUUAUCAAAGUCGCUUUCUUUACAUUUCUAGACAGUUACAGUAAUUUUUCCAAACAGUUGGAUUAAUUGCUUACUCUCUAAAAGUAGUUUUUUUAAAUUUUACAGGCAAUUGCCGUCAUUUUCAGACAUUCAAGAUCACUACAGUAAUUACAGAAUGCCUUUUUCAGAUAGUUCAAUUAACGUUUUCAGGUAGUUUUUAAAAAUUUGACUGGUAAUUCCAGGAUUUGUUUUUGCUUAUUCCAGGCAGCUUGUCAUUUUUAGACUCCAAGGAAGUUUUUUUUCUUUCAGUCAUUUCAUUUUUUCAAACCAUUUUUUUUUUCAACAAUGGACGACAUUUUUUGGCUUUUUCCAGGUAGUUUGAAUAAUUUUUCUUCCAUGUAAAGAUAGUUACACUACUUUUUUACAGACAUUUAGAGUCCUUUUAAAACGUCCAAGGAAGUAAAUUUGUUUACUUCCAGGCUUUUAAAUUUUAUUUCGUAUGACAGUUAAAGUAAUUUUUAAUAUUGCCAAAUAACCAUAGAAAUCUUUUUUAACCCUUUCAGUCACAAUUAUUUGUAAGGACUUUAAAAAUUCUGAUAUUUUAAAAAUGAUGUUAUGCUUAGCAGAAAGGCAUUUUAUCUUAAAAAAUUGUUUUUUUUUUUGUUUUUGGUAUAAUUUUUGAAUGUUGUUAUUUGACGACAUUGUGACCAAAGGGUUGCUUCACGAUGAAAUAAAAGUAUGUAUAAAAUUACAUAUAAAAUCAAACUUUAUUUUAUUAUUGCUUAUGAAAAGCUACAAAACGGUUUUUAUUUUUUGUCAAGCAUAAAUGCACUUUUCACAAACUACAUUUUUCACAAAAAAUCCGAGAAGUACCUUUACAGCCCGGAAGUUUGCAUCUUGAAGCUGAUUGUUUAUCCUCGUGAAGAGGAAAAUGUCCUGUAUUGUCGAAGCGCACAUCAUCUAUGGGUCUAGUUUUUUGGUACUUUCUCUUUUUUGGAAGUGGACUUAAAAGUGAUUCAUUUGAAGAUCUUCCUCUUUUUCUUGAUACAGCAUUACACGCGAUCAAGGCUUCUGCGACGUGGCUCAUGAAAUGUAUCAAAUCCAAGAUUUCUUUCGAUGGAAUACCCAUUUCUUGUGCUUUUUGUCUAUACUCAAACCAUGCGUUAGUACAAGCCAUGCCGAUGGCAUGUGUAAACAUUCGCAAAGUUCACUUCCAUGAUCUAAUGAAUGUUCUGUAAAUCGAAAUCAUGCAAUCUAACUUAUCAACGCCGCCCAUGUAACGGUUAUAAGUUUUUACUACUUCUGGUCUCGGCACCAUGACGUACUCUUUACUGACUUUAUUCCAGUGACGGCAGUUAUCUAUUUUGCCAGAACUCAUAAAAUUUGAGGCCAUAAACAGAGGCUUGUUGUCAUACCAUUUGGUCAUAAUAACCUCACCAUCUUCACUAAUAAUUUCUUCCAUAGAUCCGCGUUGCAUUUCCUUGUCUGAGGUGAAUGCUGGCUUAUUGAAUCUAUCUUAGAAAUUGCAAUAAAUUAUAAUUGGAGAAAUAAUUGUCAAAAUACAACUGAAUAUUUUGUACGUCUAUUCUUGUUGAUAAUUUUGCUACAACAGCACCUGCAAGGCCGAAAACUUUUUUCUAUGUCUUCUAAUUUGGUUAUUGAUCCUUCAUAUAUAAUAAAAUCGUAGAGUGUCCCACUUUUUCCACACAGACCGAAAAUUUUUAUACCCCAUGGUGACGGUUUAUUUUUCACAUACUGCUUUACGUUCAAGGAGCCCUUGAAGGGGACCAUUUGUUCAUCAAUGCAUAGCUUACUUUCUAAAGGCAGAUAUAUACAUCUUUGUCUUAUUGCAUCGAAAAAAGGCCUUACUUUCCAGAAACGAUCAUUGUUUUGUGGAUCCUUUUCCUCGACGUUCACAAAAUGAACAUGCAUUGCUAAUGCUGUAAUAAUCCGGGAUAAAUAAAAACACCCAAGUUCAUAAACAAGUGCUGUAUAUAUUGGUUGAUAAAUAAAAUGUUACAAAAAAAUAACUAGCUCAAAUAACAGAUGAACGUAAUAUUUAAUAAAAAUUAUAUUUUGCCUCCGUUUCGGCGAAGUCUAUAUUUAGAAUUUGAUUGUUAUAUAUUAUGUUUUGGAUUUAAGUUGGCUUCUUCAUUAUUUCAUUCUAUAUAGGCUGUUCACCACCUGUCCGCGCACUAUUUUCUACAAGAGCCAUACAAUCUGCUAUACGAGGUAUUCUUAAGUUUGAAUCCCAAUAGAAACGAACCCGGGGAUAGUGCAAAUUUCCCAUAAUUAUGUGAAUUCCCACAGAAUGUUUAAGCUCUUCUUGUGUGGUAUUUUAAAAUUUGCUAUGUUGUUGAAUAGCAUAAAGAUUGGUGUAUUUAGUCAUGUCCUCAAAUAAUUCAUAGUGAAAUAUUUUAAAAAAAAAUAUAAAGGUUUUUCCAAGGUAACAUGUUGUUCAACAUUUUUUUUAUACCACGGUAUUGGGGGAGUAAGAUAGGUGACAUUUCUUCUCCAACGUAUGUUUUUUUUCAUCGUAAGAUCAUUUUCGAGAAAAAACUCUGUCACACUAGUAGUAGAUUCCUUGUUCUGGACAUUUAUUACGUUACGUACAGAAGAUUCGCUGACUAUUACCUGCUCACUUACGUCCUCUGUAUUUUCUUGAUGCUCUUCCAAACCAUCAACAAUUUCAUCUUCUUGUCUAUCAAGCAGCUCGUUCAUAUCAUUAUUGUCCAGAAUUUCUAGAAAAACAUUUAUUUUAUACAUAAAUUACUUUUUUUAUUUAAUUUACAAAUAAAUCAUUACUAGUUUACAAAUUUUACCAUUUAUACCUUCAUUUUCAUCUUGCUCAUUGUCAUCGCUUAGAUAUUCUAUGUCUGACAUCUCCUCUGCUAGAGCGACCAAUUCCUCAUAAGAUAACGGUUUAUUUUUGCUCAUUAUGACUGAUUUCUUACAACCUUUUUUUUUCCAAAUUCUGAAAAAUUUUAUACCGGUUAGUCACACUGUCGCCAAAUGACGACGCAUAAUUUUAAAAAAAUACCCCCUCACUCCAUUAUAAACAUUUACUUACUAAUACUUACCGCUAAGCAAACAAACAACCCUUGAAAACAAAAACGUAUGUAAAUCAAACUUCAACACGAUUUCGUAUUUGAAUAAUCGUCAAUGUUAUGACGGCCCGGCGUGCCCACGUGCAAACAUUCAAAACAACUAAUAAGCCAAGCGCGAUCAAAAUUCGGAUGAAAUAACACAGAUGGCAUCGAGUGUUUAAAUGCGUUAAAUACCUUGUCGUCAAUUGCUUACAUUCUCUCAAUUGCUCCAAUUGGGAGCAAAAAUCGCAUACUUUCUGAAUAAACGUAAUUAGAUUUGUAUGUCAAAUAACGACGACGCAGUGACUGAAAGGGUUAACACCUUUUUCACGUAGUUGAAACAAUGUUUUCUUCGCCUUUUAGACAGUUUCCUAAAUUUAACAUAAUUAAAGUAAUUUUCAGGCAAUUAAAACAUAUUUUUGAAGGAUUAAAUUUUCUAUUUUUUUUUGCCGUUUCCAGACAGUUGAAAUGACCUUUUCUUCCUUUUAAAAAGUAAUUUUGAGCAGAUAUCAAAGCGAUCUUUGUAAUUUAACCGUUUUAAAAACAACAAAGAUCUCAACUGCCUGGACGAAAACAAAAAUAACUGAUUGCUUGCCUGAAAAUGGCUUAAGCUGCCUGCACGAUUUUAGGGUGCUAAUUCAACUGCCUGGAAAAGUGAAAAAACAUCUUGGAUUCCUGGAAAAGUCACUUUAACUACCUUUAAAAGAGAGAAAUGGUAACUUCAACCUCGACAUCUUGCCUACCUAAAAAAAUGUCGAUGAUAAACCCACGUCCAUCCUUUCCAUCCACCUCUACGCAUUUAUGCCAUUUUUUCAAAAUUCGUUUGGGACACACUGUAUUUAUUUAAAAAAAUAGUAUAUGUACAGCCAGCAUGACACGUUACAGGACUUAUUUGCUAUAAUAAUUGAUAAGUUUUAGGUUAAUCGAUGAUUUAGUUAAGAUCUGAUUCCCAAUUUAGGUAGUGACUUAGGUGUUGGAAAUUUAAGGGCCAUCAGUUAUUGGAUUUCGGUGUAUUUAUUGAAUAAUUUGGUUGAUAUGCACAUUUUCCUUAAAUUCCUAGAGUGAUGACCCUCCAAUUUGCAGCAUCCCGUAUACAAGGUGAUACAAACGUUUAAUAUUAAGUGCCAUUAAUCGUGCUUUUUUUAAAUUUCCUUUUUUUAUGCAGAAAAAAAAACAACUGAUUAAUCAUCCGUCCGAGCAGAGAAUCAAAAUAUACACUUGUCCUAUUGUAUUUAUUUUUUUAAUAAAAAUAUAUUUUAUUCUGUGUUUAA
Molecule: messenger RNA, 7582 nt
Organism: Anthonomus grandis grandis
Lineage: Eukaryota; Metazoa; Arthropoda; Insecta; Coleoptera; Curculionidae
Product: band 4.1-like protein 5
Exons: 14
Coding region: 210-2585 (791 amino acids)
Cellular component (GO): cytoskeleton
Molecular function (GO): cytoskeletal protein binding
Source: RefSeq, a predicted model, not a curated record